UUUAGUCGCGCAUGGAUGGAGACAAGAGCUACGAUCACGUGAAGGCUUUGGUGAGCAGCAUUCACGGAUCGUUCACCGAUGCGACGCUGCUGGAUCGCACAAAUAACAACAGCCCGUCCGGGUUGCGUACCACAGCGACCACACCGUCACCUUCGCCAUCACCUUCGCCGGACGUGCUCCGGACGACUACCGAGGAUGACUCGCAAAGCCAAACCGCUACCUGCCCAGCCGAUGGUCAGGAACGGGCGGCGGCCGAUGGUGCGGCCGCACCCGCCCCAACGGCACCAUCGGAAACGAUGCCCGCCCUGUCCGGUAACAGCCACAGUACGCCGACGCGAUUGCUCCAGCACCGGCUGCGCAUACCGUCGCUGGUCGUAACAAGCUCGCUUUCGCCUUACCAUCCAAGCAAUCUGCUCGCCGCCAGCGCUGACCCUGACCAUACGACGCCCAGGCGGUUCAGUUUUGCGAUCAUGAGACGCCACUCCAAUACGGCACUGAAUCGGUGCGAUUCGAUGGGAUCGUUGGGCCACCGUUCGCUCCUACAGUACCUGGAAACGGAUGAUCUAGCUGGACUAAAAUCAUUCCUCGGCACCCGCCACCUGCAGGCCGACGAUCGAGAUGAGAACAACACAACAGUGCUGAUGGUCGCUAGUGGCCGUGGUGCGUCCCAUUUCGUGAAGGAACUGCUGUCCCGGGGAGCCGAUGUGCAGGCACAGGAUCUAGACAACUGGACGGCGUUACACUUUGCGGCCAAGGCCGGUCACGUCGGAAUCGUCGAGAUACUGCUAGACAAUGGAGCGGAUUUGGAGCACCGGGAUAUGGGCGGAUGGACUGCGCUUAUGUGGGGCUCGUACAAGGGUCACACCAGUGUGGUGGCGCUACUGUUACAGCGUGGUGCCGACGUGCAGGCACACGGCAACUACCAUCUUAAUCCGCUGUUAUGGGCAUCCGGUCGGGGCCAUACGGAAAUCGUGCGGCUAUUGGUUAACACGGGCGGUGCGAAGGUGAAUGUAGGUGAUAAGUACGGUACUACGCCACUGGUAUGGGCCUGCCGAAAGGGAAGCACGGAAAUAGUGGACGUUCUGCUGAAAGCGGGCGCCAAUGUCGACACGGCGGGCAUGUACUCGUGGACACCGCUACUGGUUGCCGUCAGUGGCGGCUUUCAGGAAUGCGUUUCCCUGCUGCUCGAACGCAAACCGAACGUAAACGCGCUCGACAAAGACGGCAUGACGGCGUUAUCGAUCGCGUGCCGCGAAGGGCUAACCGAGAUAGCGUCCGCACUGAUCGCAGCUGGCGCGUACCUCAACGUACAGGAUCGUGCCGGUGAUACGCCGCUAAUCAAUGCUGUCAAGGGCGGUCACCGGAGCGUGGUAGAGAUUUUGAUGAAGCGCCACGUGGACGUGGAUAUACAGGGAAAGGACAAGAAGACUGCACUGUACACGGCCGUUGAGAAGGGCCACACGGCGAUCGUGAAGUUGAUACUGCAGUCCAACCCGGACUUGGAGCUAUCUACCAAAGACGGUGAUACGGCACUGUUACGGGCAGUGCGCAACCGCAACCUGGAGAUUGUGCAGAUGUUGCUGGAACGUAAGGCCAAGGUGGGCGCUACGGACAAGCGGGGCGACACCUGCCUCCACGUAGCCAUGCGAGCACGCUCGAAAGCAAUCGUGGAAGCGCUGCUGAGCAAUCCGAAGUACGGUCAGCUGCUUUACCGUUCGAACAAGGAAGGUGAAACACCGUACGCCAUUGAUGCGACUCAUCAGAAAACGAUCCUUGGCCAGGUGUUCGGCAACCGGAGACUGAACGCAAACGAAGACUCGGAGGGUAUGCUAGGGUACGGGCUGUACUCAUCCGCGCUAGCUGAUGUGCUGAGUGAACCGACCCUUACCACACCAAUAACGGUUGGACUGUACGCGAAAUGGGGCAGUGGUAAGAGCUUUCUGCUGACAGAGCUGCGCGACGAGAUGAAGAACUUUGCCCACUCGUGGUCGGAAAAGCCGAUCGACGCGUCGUGGCUGUUCUUUCUCAUUAGUCUCCAUCUGGUGCUGGUGAUCGGUACCGUGGUCGGGCUGGCCACGUGGAGCUAUGUGUGGGGCAUCGUUACCGGUGUCGUUCUGCUGGUGCUGAUCUACUUUACGGACCAUCUGUUCAAGUUCCUCGAUCGUCGGUACGAUCUCGAAUGGCUGUACACGCUCAACUAUGGACUGUCGCGCAAGCUCGGUCGGCUACAGUUGAUACUGCAGGUCGCAUUCUGUCAUCCACCUGGGCCACAGAGUGAUCAGCAACCGAUGCCGGUACGGUUUCACUUUGCCGAGGCGAGCGGUGCUGCACCGAACGGCGAUGCAGCGGUGGCACUAAUGCUGGCUUCGCUGUUUGACGCAAUAGAGGCACACUAUGGGUCGCUGGCGACCGGGCUUUAUCGUGCCUUUCGACCGAAACCUUUAAAAGCUUCCGGUGGAUGGAAAUGGCGCAAAAUGUGCUGCAUGCCGGUGGUGCUAAUGUUCGAGCUGGGCACGUUGGGCAUCCUCGCGACCGCUUCCCUCUCGAUCGUGUACUCAGAGUACGGUGUGGAGGGCCGGGAAGAGAUAGCGGUUGCCAUCUACAUCCUGCUCGGCAUACUGCUAGCCGGUGCUAUCGCUAACCUGCACGCCUGGUCGAAGCUGAUUGGUGCCUUGUUUAUGUCGCAGGGCAAACACCUUAAGCGUGCCUUCAACAGUAACGAAGCGGCCCCACUAACGGCGCUUGGUGCCGAGGUGAGCCUGAUGACGGAUAUGGUGCGCUGUCUGGAUGCGUUUACCGGCCAGCAAAGCCGGCUGGUCGGGGUGGUCGAUGCGCUGGAUUCUUGUGAUACCGAGCGUACCCUUACCAUACUGAAUGCUGUGCAGACGCUGCUGUCUGCUCCCCAGCGUCCGUUUGUGCUGCUACUAGCGGUUGAUCCUCACGUUAUUGCUAAAGCGGCCGAAGCAAAUAGUAGGCGAUUGUUUACGGAGGGUGGUAUAGGAGGGCAUGACUUUCUGCGCAAUCUAGUGCAUCUGCCAGUGUAUCUACAGAACUCAGGACUGCGAAAGGUGCAGCGGGCACAGAACACGGCAAUGUCGGCUUACCGGCGAGCGAUGCCCGAUCUGAGCCGGGAUGAUGAUCAGCCGCAUCUGGGUCACUCGGCAUCGGCUAGACGAUUAUCUAAUGCAUCGGAAAUUAUGUCAUCGCAGGAGAAGCUACGCGCGAUGCCGAGUUCGUCGCGCGGUGGAAGCAAGAAGCUGCGCGUCUCCGAUUCGAUCGCCAGCUCGAUCGGAUCCAAUCUGCACAAGCUCGGCCAGAAUCCGCCGGUCGAUCUGUCGAAAAUUAUUCUCACCGAUGACUACUUUAGCGAUGUUAACCCGCGAAGCAUGAGGAGACUGAUGAACGUUAUUUAUAUCACUGUUCGAUUGCUGAAGGCGUUUCAGAUAGAUUUCAGCUGGUAUCGGUUAAGUUCGUGGAUCAAUCUCACAGAACAGUGGCCAUUGCGUGCUAGCAUGAUCGUGCUGGAACACGACCAAGCCGGGGACGGUUUUGAUGACUCGGUCUCACUGCAAGCUGUGUACGAUAAAGUGCGACCUAAGUUGACGUGCCUACGGGAAGCAGCAGCCCUGCUCGAUCUGGAUCGUGACGAACGUAAACUGGACGCGUUCCUGCAACUUCAUAAGUCCGAUCUGCUGGUAUCUGAUCUGCGCAUCUUUCUCCCGUUCACCAUCAACCUUGAUCCUUACCUCCGGAAAGUACUUAAAGAGGAUCAGCAAGCGCUGGAAGACGAAGGAAUUAUCAUCCCCAUGAAGACCGUGCUGCCACCGAGCAAACCGACCGGCUUCCUGCCCCAUCAUCAUCGUGCUCAGGGAGGCGGCGUACUGCAACCGACUCCACAACAUCCCAACAAUCUGACCAACUGGCCAAACUUCUACAACCCGCAACCGCAGGCGAUGGCGCUGAUGAGUUAUUACAAUCAAAAUUGGGCCAACUUCUUUAACUCCAGCUCGAAUGCGCUUAUGGGCGGUGAGCCGAUGAACAAACCGGGUUCUGGUGCUGUUGGCGGUGGGUCCAUGAUUACGGAGCACGAUCCAACGCAUUCCACAAUGGCCGGUGCAGGUGGCACAGGUCGAAGUAAGAGUACAAGCAGCAACAGCAACAACAAUCACAAAUCCUCGAACGGACUGCCGACCUCUCCACCGAUCGAUAUCGAUCUGUCGAACGUGCAGCUCUCCAGCCUAACGGUGGAGCAGUUGAUCGAUCUGCUCGGCCAGGUAAAUGAUCUGAAACCGGCAAUGGACCGUACGGCACCGAUUCUACGCGAAAACGCCAUUUCCGGCCGAGUGCUGAUGUACUGCAACCUGGAGGAAUUGAAAACGGUGCUAAACCUUAGCUUUGGCCAUUGGGAGAUGUUUAAAAUGUUGGUCGCGGCUUUGCGGGACUCGAGCGUUACGCAAACAACGGGAAGCAGAAAGCAUUCGAAAACUACAUCAUUCGCGAAGGGUACGAACGAGUCGGUGGAGUUGCAGGAACCGAUUGCUCAAUCGACACCACCGUUCGGGUCGGCCUCGAGCAGCUUCCAACCGAUACGGCAGAAGUCACAGAAUCUGCUGGAAAAACAGCCAGCAAAAGUGCAUGAUUACGAGUAUCUGCAGGUAACGCUCGAGGAGCAGAUGAUCUGUGGCGCACUGCAAACACUGAACGAGGACGCGUUCGAGGAUGUGGUCAGCAGCAGCGAACGGCCGAGCCCAACCGGUGAGAUGUUUAGCCAGUACCUGGCACCAAUAAGGGAAAGCUCGGAAAUCGGUUCACCGCCUCGCCUCACUUACAACCUUACUAACCCAAACCUGACCGAUCUUGCCACCAGCAACGGUACGCUGAACGGGGACGACAGUGGUGUGCAGCAUCUGGGCCCCACGCCACGGUCCGGGUCUGGCCGGCACAGUCGCUCCCACAGCUUGCAUGACGAUGCAUCGCUGACCAGCAUUGUGGUCAUACCUCCCUUCCUUAACACGUCUCCCAGCACCACCGGCAACAUCAACGACACCAAGCUCUAAUUUCUGUUUUUUUAUCGCGCCCCCUACGGUGAA
Molecule: messenger RNA, 5090 nt
Organism: Anopheles maculipalpis
Lineage: Eukaryota; Metazoa; Arthropoda; Insecta; Diptera; Culicidae
Gene: Arms
Product: kinase D-interacting substrate of 220 kDa
Exons: 9
Coding region: 12-5057 (1681 amino acids)
Molecular function (GO): protein binding
Source: RefSeq, a predicted model, not a curated record